This is a messenger RNA of Gastrolobium bilobum, 849 nucleotides long. RefSeq names its product transcription factor MYB108-like. Gene Ontology annotation, molecular function: sequence-specific DNA binding; DNA-binding transcription factor activity. Gene Ontology annotation, cellular component: nucleus. The record is from RefSeq and is a predicted model, not a curated record. Gene Ontology annotation, biological process: regulation of DNA-templated transcription. The coding region runs from base 4 to 849 and encodes 281 amino acids. The transcript is spliced from 3 exons. NCBI's taxonomy places the organism in Eukaryota, Viridiplantae, Streptophyta, Magnoliopsida, Fabales, Fabaceae.
GUAAUGGAUGUAAAGGUAAAGAAAGGACGGUCUAUACAGCAGGGUGAAGACGAGAUGGGCCUGAGGAAAGGUCCAUGGAGCGCUGAAGAAGACACCAUUCUCGUAAAUCACGUCACCACCCACGGUGAUCGUCGCUGGAAUUCCGUCGCUCGCUGUACAGGCCUGAAGAGAACGGGGAAAAGUUGCAGGUUAAGAUGGCUAAACUACUUGCGUCCUGAUGUUCGGCGUGGGAACAUCACACUCCAAGAACAGAUAAUGAUUCUAGACCUCCAUUCUCGGUGGGGCAAUAGGUGGUCCAAAAUUGCUCAGCACUUGCCUGGGAGAACAGAUAACGAAAUCAAGAAUUAUUGGAGGACUAGAGUCAUUAAGCAAGCAAAGCAACUCAAGUGUGACGUCAACAGCAAAGAGUUCAAAGAUGCCUUGCGUUAUGUAUGGAUGCCCCGUUUGAUCGAGCGGAUUCAUCCACCAUCCGAAACUUACUGCCCGACCCGUAUCUCCCCCUCGCAACUGGGCCCAAACCCAAGUGCAUGUGCUGAUGGAGUCCCUGUCCAUCACCAACACGGGUUACACGGUUCAGGUUCAGGUUCUGGUUCUGGAACAGAGUGGCUAAAUGAUAUUUACUUGGACUCUUCAGGCGUGGAGUUACAGAGUGUGUCUUCUGAACAAUUGGGUCAUAAUAGUAAUAAUAAUGUUUCGGGUCUAUGCCCAGGUUUCAAUAACCAAAUGUUUGAACAGGGGAAUGGUGGUGACGGGGACUUACUGGAGAUUUUGUGGAACGAUGAGAAUAUAUGGCUUAUGCGAGAACUUUGUGAUGAACACGAAAUUAUAAAAGACAGUUUCCUUGCGUGA